Dictyostelium discoideum AX4 is the source of this 615-nucleotide messenger RNA. It is a transcript of the gene rab1D, whose product is annotated as Rab GTPase. NCBI's taxonomy places the organism in Eukaryota, Evosea, Eumycetozoa, Dictyosteliales, Dictyosteliaceae. Gene Ontology annotation, cellular component: plasma membrane. Gene Ontology annotation, molecular function: GTPase activity; GTP binding. The record is from RefSeq and is a predicted model, not a curated record. The transcript has 5 exons. Bases 1 to 615 code for a protein of 204 amino acids.
AUGUCUAUGGCACCAGAACACGAUUUUUUCUUUAAAAUUCUUUUAAUUGGUGAUAGUGGUGUUGGUAAAUCAUGUUUAUUACUUAGAUUUGCUGAUGAUUCGUGGACCGACACACAUAUUUCAACAAUUGGUGUAGAUUUCAAAAUUAAAACAUUAAAUCUUGAUGGUAAAACCAUAAAAUUACAAAUCUGGGAUACCGCAGGACAAGAAAGAUUUAGAACUAUUACAUCAUCAUACUAUCGUGGUGCUCAAGGUAUUAUUCUUGUUUAUGAUUGCACUGAUCAAGAUUCAUUUACAAAUGUUAAACAAUGGAUGGGUGAAAUCGAUAGAUAUGCUUGCGAAAAUGUUAAUAAACUUUUAGUUGGUAACAAAACUGAUUUAGUAAACGAAAAAGUUGUCGAUUCAAAUCAAGCUAAAUCAUUUGCAGAAAGUUAUGGUAUUCCAUUCAUUGAAACUAGUGCUAAGAAUGCAACAAAUGUUGAAGAAUGUUUUAUUUCAAUGGCAAGAGAUAUUAAAAAUAGACUUGCAGAUAUUCAAGAAACACCAAAACCAGACGAAGUUGAUAUCAAAUCAAAAAAUAAAACAAAGAGUGGAGGUAAAAAAUCCUUUUGUUAA